Varroa destructor (honeybee mite) is the source of this 828-nucleotide messenger RNA. RefSeq names its product calcium uptake protein 1 homolog, mitochondrial-like. NCBI's taxonomy places the organism in Eukaryota, Metazoa, Arthropoda, Arachnida, Mesostigmata, Varroidae. Gene Ontology annotation, cellular component: uniplex complex. Gene Ontology annotation, biological process: mitochondrial calcium ion homeostasis; calcium import into the mitochondrion. The record is from RefSeq and is a predicted model, not a curated record. Gene Ontology annotation, molecular function: calcium ion binding.
AUGGUGACAUCGACUUCGACGAAUUCGAAAAGGUUAGCAAGUGUCUGCACGUUUACUUCGUCAAUACAGGCUGCAAGCUUAUUCGAUAGCUUAGCACAAGCCGCGUCUUCACAGGUACAAGCUAUUAUUCGUAACCAGACGAGCAUCGGAAGUCGCCAUCGCGAUCACCAGGGUACAGGGAACAUUUACAAGGGCGUGUCUUCGGCGUUAUGUACAUUCUUCUUUGGAGAGAACCUCGAUAAGAAACUAACAGUCGACAGAUUUUUGGACUUCCAACGAGAGUUGCAAACGGAGAUACUCACAUUGGAGUUUUUACGGCAUGACCCAGUUGACGGAAAGAUCCCAGAAUGGGAAUUUGCCGAGUUGCUGGUCGCCUAUGCUGGUCUGAAUGACAAAAAAAAGAAUCGGAUGCUUAAACGAAUUAAAAAGCUGUUCAAGGAGUCGUCACAGGGUAUCACGCUAUUUGACUACCUUCAGUUCUUCCACUUUCUGAAUAAUAUUACUGAAGUGGACACAGCCCUGACUUUCUACCAUAUAGCAGGAGCCUCGAUUGAUCCGCCUACGUUGAAACACGUUGCGCAGACGGUAGCACACGUCGAACUAAGUGAUCACGUGGUAAACGUGCUCUUUGCCCUCUUCGACGAAAACAUGGACGGUCAGCUUAGCAACAGAGAAUUUGUCUCAGUAAUGAAGGAACGGUUGCAUCGAGGACUGGAAAAGCCCAAGGACACCGGAUUUGUUAAACUACUCUCAUCAGUGGUUAAAUGUGCUCGGCUAAAGAAAGCCUCACCGCCCUCCAGGGCAGAGUCAGCUCAGUCAACAAAAUAG